ACAGUGGAACUUUGGUGUUUGGGGAUUUGACCUCAUAACCAUCUGAUAAAAACCCCAACAUCUUAAGGACUGAACUACAAAAUCCCUACAAGGUCCUGUAGUAAUAUGUUAGGAUGUUACAGAUGGAUACUACACAAUGUAAAGUAGUAGACCGAAUAUGUGCAUAUACAUCUUUAGGUGAUUUUAAAUGUAUAUAUUUUUCAAAACUAUAAAUUAUGUUUAAUGCAAUUACCGGAACUCAUUUUGCGGCGUAUUGUUUCCACCGGACGGGAUUACGGAAACAAAUCUAAUACACGUGCAAUAUAAUGCGGUGUAUUUUAAAGUUUUGACUUUAUGAGAAUUUAGAUCAAAGUGUUUAUUGCAUGUUUCUGUGAUUAUUUGCUCAUAAAAAUAAAAGUGCACGCAUGGAUUCUCAGUAGAGCCGAGCAGGAGUGGCUGAAGAUUCGACUCUCCUCAACGGGAGUCGACUCUUCACGUUCACUGCAAAGAAUCGGCUCAUGGGACCGACUCGUUUAUGAACGACACAUCACUAUAAUACACGGAACUGAUUUGUCUUGAAGUGCAACACUGUUAUAAACAAAUAAAUACAUAUAUAAACAAACAAACAAACAAAUAGGUUCCAUCACAAUAAUAUUAAUAGUAUAAAAUCGCGAGUAGAAAUAUUAGAAAUAAUGAACGCUGAUGUGGAUGAGAUGUUGAGAUGGUUGGAGAUCUUUGGCUGGAGAUUAAGCAGAUUGCAGGAACACUUUGGCCUCCAGGAAGGUUCUUGUUUUACAAUCAGAGCUUUUCCCCUGAACUCGGCACAGAAGGUCACCGCAGCUCUUCUCCAUGAAGUUCCCCGUGAAGAUCCUUUUCUUUGGAGGUCUGAGCGCAGUUCUGAUUGCGCUCCAAUGGAGUGGACCUUCUUUCACCGAGGAGUCUCUGAAAGGAACGAGGGUGCUGGUGACGGGUGCGAGUACCGGCAUCGGGGAGCAGGUGGCGUACCACUACGCUCGCAUGGGAGCUCAGAUCGUCAUCACGGCGAGAAGAGAACAUGUAUUAAAGGAGGUUGUAAAGAAGUGUUUGGAUCUUGGAGCUCAGAAAGCUCUGUAUAUCUCAGCGGACAUGGCCGAGUCGGCUGACGUGAGCAGGGUGGUGGAGUUUGCUGAAGAGCAUCUAAACGGGCUCGACUACCUCGUGCUUAACCACAUCGGGCCGAGUCCGUACAGGAUGUGGGAUAAAGAUUUGGAUCAUGUUCGAUGGCUCAUGCAGGUGAAUUUCCACAGUUACCUGCACAUGGCUGUGAAAGCUUUACCACGACUGGAGAAGACCAAUGGAUCGAUAAUAGUCGUCUCUUCCUUACUGGGUAAAAUGUGUUCUCCGUACGCUCUGCCAUACAUCGCUACCAAAUUUGCCCUGAACGGCUUCUUCGGGAGCUUCCAACAUGAGCUGGCGAUGAAGCAAAGCAACGUGAGCAUCACCAUCUGCACCCUGGGCCUCAUCGACACCGAGGCAGCCAUGGAGAAGAUCAAAGGCUACAUCGACAUGCCUGCGUAUCCUGCACACGAGGCUGCGUAUCAGAUCAUCAAGGCCGGAGCUCUUCGUGAGAGCGAGGCCUUCUACCCCUGGUACACCUACUACUCCACCCUCUUCAGAGACUGGUUCCCGUACCACAGAGAUCAGGUCAUUAGGAUGGUUUACAAAUACAAGCCCUGAGCAGGUGCUGAUCACUGGAGGAGCUUGUGGAGUGUUCAUCUGGAGCUCUGGAGAGAAAACUUGAAAAAAGGAAACGUGGAUGUAGUGUAUAAAGCAGAAAUGCUAUAAAGUGUCUGAAAAGUGUGGAAACAUCUGGGAGUUACUGGGUUUUGAGAGACACAUGCAUGUUCCUUUUAGUUUCUAUUCAGCAAACACGGUACCUCGGUUCCUUCAACCAAACAAAUCCAUUAAUGUCCAGAAGAUUUAUUUUCAUUAAAAAUCCUCCCUUCAGAUUUACACACACUCAGCAUUUCUCCAAACCUUCAGCAAAACUCACCAAAGAUGUUCUUCACUAGUUGGAGAUUAUUUUUUCUCUUUCUGUCUUUCUUUCUUUCUUUUUUCUUUCUUUCUUUCUUUCUUAGUCUGAGCGCUCUCUCUCUCCCCCUCCCUCCCUCCAGACGACUGUUAGCCGCAGUCCAGACGGAAUUGCAUGGUGUUGAAGUAUGAAAUGGUUGCCAUGUUGGUUGCUUUUACCUACAUGUCACGUACAUGUGUAUAAAAUGAGUGAGCAUCUUCUCCAAAACAUAAACGUGUGAAGGUAACAGUUACAUUUCAUUCAUCCAAAACCUACUUUUAUUCGCCGAAGUUUUAAAAUUCGUGACUUCGUCUGUUGCAUAGAAAUGAAAGGAACGUGCAAACGUCUUUAACAAAUAUAUUAAUAAUAAUAUUUAAUUCAUUCAUCAUUCUAUUUUCCUUUUUAAUGACAUAAUUGUAAUUUUUAUUUGAAAUAAAUAUAAAAAUACUUU
Molecule: messenger RNA, 2480 nt
Organism: Silurus meridionalis
Lineage: Eukaryota; Metazoa; Chordata; Actinopteri; Siluriformes; Siluridae
Gene: hsd11b1la
Product: hydroxysteroid (11-beta) dehydrogenase 1-like a
Exons: 6
Coding region: 829-1695 (288 amino acids)
Cellular component (GO): intracellular membrane-bounded organelle
Molecular function (GO): oxidoreductase activity
Source: RefSeq, a predicted model, not a curated record